Molecule: messenger RNA, 1629 nt
Organism: Neoarthrinium moseri
Lineage: Eukaryota; Fungi; Ascomycota; Sordariomycetes; Amphisphaeriales; Apiosporaceae
Exons: 3
Coding region: 1-1629 (542 amino acids)
Biological process (GO): transmembrane transport
Molecular function (GO): transmembrane transporter activity
Source: RefSeq, a predicted model, not a curated record
AUGGCACGAGCAACAGAAGUCCAGCAUUACCAGAUAGACGAAACAUGUACUCCGGGUACGGUGCAUCUUGUCGACUUAGAACACCGCUUAGCCACACGACAUGCGAGCGACCAAGUCGAAAUUGUCUUGGUGCCCGCACCCUCCCCAGACCCCGAAGAUCCGCUGAAUUGGAGCUCAAAGCGCAAAUACCUUGCCUUGGCUUGUGCAUUGCUGUAUACAUGGUUCAAUGGAAUAGCCCUCUCAGUUGUUUACUCAGUCUUGGUGCCUCUUUCUGUAGCUCUCCACGUCGAGAUUUCGGAUCUCAAUGCUGGCACGGGCUAUAUGUUCCUUCUCCUAGGCUGGGGCCUGUUGUUCUGGCAGCCUUUUGCUCUACAGUACGGAAAGAGAUUCACAUACCUGGUCUCCUUGUUGGCGCUCAUGGCCGUAACGCUGUGGAGCCCGUAUGCCCAAGGUAACAGCCAAUGGAUCGCGAAAAGCAUAUUGACAGGUUUUUUCGCCGCCCCAAUCGAGGCACUUCCCGAGACUACCAUAGCAGAUCUGUUUUUCGCUCACGAGAGAGCAACAUACAUGGGCUGGUAUGCCUUUAGUCUAGCGGGCAGUAACUUUUUUGCGCCUGUUAUAUGUGGAUUUAUCAACGACGGGUUGGGCUACAAGUGGGUUUUCUACCUCCCAUCUAUCUUUAUUGCCUUUACCUGGGUUUUCCUGUAUUUUUUCUUGGAAGAAACAAAUUAUGAUAGGGAAAUGGUUGAGGAUGUUGCGCCUGGGAUAGAUCCUCUCAAUGGAACAGCCAACGACGCAAACGAGGAAGCGAAACCAACAGGAGCCGAGCAUUUCACCAUUCACCAUCCUGGAUCGCAGCACAAGUCAAUCUGGCAGAGGAUGGCACUUUUCGACAAGCCGCGGCCAUUCAUGAUGCACCAUCGUGCUUGGCAAUCUCUGAAACUGAUUUCUUGGCCGGUAGUAUUCUAUUCGGGAUUCAGCUAUGGGACCUACCUCAUCUAUUUCAACAUCCUCAACGCCACUAGUUCGAUCAUUCUAGGAGGCGAGCCUUACAACUUUAGCCCCGCCAUGGUUGGAUUAAGCUAUAUCUCAUGCGUGAUUGGAGUUACCGCAGCAUCUGUUUUCACGGGAGUCCUCUCAGAUCGCUGGAUUAUUCGAAUGGCCCGCAAAAACAAUGGCAUCUCUGAACCUGAGCAUCGACUAUGGCUUUUUGCAGUUUCAACGUUGGUAAUACCUUCGUCACUAAUCUUGUGGGGAGUUGGUGCAGCACACCACAUCCAUUGGUUUGGACUUAUCUUUGCAAUGGGCACAACAUCUUUUGCGAAUACAAUGGGUGUCACGCUAUCAGUUUCAUAUCUCAUCGAUACAUAUCGCGACAUCUCCGGUGAUGCGUUAACGACUUGUAUCAUAAUUCGGAAUACAAUGAGCUUUGCGAUUGGAUAUGGGAUCACGCCGUGGCUCACGAAUCUGGGAUACCAAAAUUGUUUUUUGAGCGCCGCGCUUGUUGGACUGGCAAUUUGCAGCGUCUUUCUCAUCAUGAUCAAGUGGGGCAAGACAUUCAGAGAGAUGAAACGAGUACAAUACUGGGCGGAGAUACGGAAACGAGUCAAGCUUGGGUUUGUUCACUGA